AUGGCGCAUAUCUACGAGGUCGGAACGAGGGCCUGGCAGCCUGACCCCACGGAGGGCUGGCUGGCCUCAGAGGUCAAGGAUAAACUUGUGGAUGGAGAUAAAGUGCAGCUGAUUUUCGAGCUGGAGAACGGAGAGACGAAAACAGUGGACACAACACAGGCCGAACUCCAGGUCGACAACAAUCCAAACCUUCCCCCGCUCAUGAAUCCUGCGAUGCUCGAAGCGAGCGAGGAUCUUACAAACUUGUCGCAUCUGAAUGAGCCAGCCGUCCUCCAGGCCAUCAAGCUCCGAUACGCACAGAAGGAGAUUUACACAUACAGUGGUAUUGUCCUGAUUGCGACGAACCCAUUCGCCAGAGUGGAUUCGUUGUAUGUACCGCAAAUGGUGCAGGUUUAUGCCGGGAAGCAACGUGCCUCGCAGGCACCCCAUCUGUUCGCAAUCGCCGAAGAAGCUUUCGCGGACAUGCUCCGGGAUGGAAAGAACCAAACGAUCGUGGUCUCUGGUGAAUCCGGUGCUGGUAAAACUGUGAGCGCCAAAUACAUCAUGCGUUACUUUGCGACUCGCGAGUCUGCCGAGAAGCCUGGCAAAUACAGCUCCAGCUCAGCUGGUGCGAUCAGUGCGACAGAAGAGCAAAUCCUGGCCACCAACCCGGUCAUGGAAGCCUUCGGUAACGCUAAGACGACCCGUAACGACAACUCCUCCCGAUUCGGUAAAUACAUCGAGAUUAUGUUUGAUGAUAAGACGAACAUCAUUGGUGCGAAGAUUAGAACCUACCUGUUGGAGAGAUCGAGACUGGUAUUCCAGCCUCUGAAGGAGCGCAACUACCACAUUUUCUAUCAGCUUGUGGCUGGUGCAUCCGAUGAGGAGAGGCAGGAGCUGGGUCUCUUGCCCGUGGAAGAGUUCGAAUACCUCAACCAGGGUGGCACUCCCAUCAUCGACGGUGUCGAUGACAAGGCCGAGUUUGAUGCGACUAGGAAAUCCCUGGCCACAAUUGGUGUUCCGACUGAGAACCAAACUGAGAUCUUCCGUGUGCUGGCAGCCCUUUUGCACCUAGGUAACGUGAAGAUCACUGCGACCCGUACCGACUCUCAGUUGUCUGCUUCAGAGCCUUCUCUCGUCCGAGCUUGUGAAAUGCUGGGCAUUGAUGUCAAUGAGUUCGCGAAAUGGAUUGUCAAGAAGCAACUUAUCACCCGUGGUGAGAAGAUUACCUCCAACCUUACCCAGCAACAGGCAAUCGUGGUUAGAGACUCCGUUGCCAAGUUCAUCUACUCGAGCCUCUUCGAUUGGCUGGUGGACAAGAUCAACCGCGGUCUCGCAACUGAAGAGGUUAUCAACAAGGUGGUGACGUUCAUUGGUGUUUUGGAUAUCUACGGUUUUGAGCACUUCGCCAAGAAUUCGUUCGAACAGUUCUGCAUCAACUAUGCAAACGAGAAGCUCCAGCAGGAGUUUAACCAGCACGUGUUCAAACUUGAACAGGAGGAAUAUGUUCGGGAAGAAAUUGAUUGGACUUUUAUUGACUUCUCCGACAACCAACCCUGUAUCAAUUUGAUCGAGGGCAAGCUUGGAAUCUUGGCUCUUUUGGACGAGGAAUCCCGCCUUCCCAUGGGAUCUGAUGAACAGUUUGUCACGAAGCUACACCACAACUUUGCAGCCGACAAGGAGAAGUUCUACAAGAAGCCUCGAUUUGGUAAAUCUGCGUUCACCGUCUGCCAUUAUGCAGUUGACGUGACCUAUGAAUCCGACGGUUUCCUGGAGAAGAACCGUGAUACCGUCCCGGAUGAGCACAUGGCAGUGUUGCGUAACUCCGCGAAUGAUUUCAUCAAGGAAAUCAUUGAGACAGCUACCUCGGUUCGGGAGAAGGACUCGUCUUCUACUCCCUCCAAACCUGUCGCAGCCGCCCCUGGCCGCCGUAUCGGCGUUGCUGUCAACCGCAAACCCACACUUGGAGGAAUUUUCAAGUCAUCCUUGAUUGAACUCAUGGGUACCAUCAACUCCACCGAGGUACACUACAUCCGCUGUAUCAAGCCCAACGAGGCCAAGGAGGCCUGGAAGUUCGAGGGCCCGAUGGUCUUGAGUCAGUUGAGAGCAUGUGGUGUUUUGGAAACAGUCAGAAUUAGUACUGCUGGCUACCCUACUCGCUGGACGUAUGAAGAGUUCGCGAUCCGCUACUACAUGCUUUGCCAUUCGUCCCAAUGGACGUCGGAGAUCCGCGACAUGUGCCAUGCUAUCUUGCAGAAGGCUCUGGGCGAUGCCACUUCCAAGAAGGACGACAAGUACCAGUUGGGUUUGACCAAGAUUUUCUUCCGAGCUGGUAUGCUGGCGUUCCUGGAGAACCUGCGCACAUCCCGACUGAAUGAGUGUGCGAUUAUGAUCCAAAAGAACCUGCGAUGCAAGUACUACCGCCGCCGCUACCUCGAAGCUCGCGAAUCGAUCCUUUACACCCAGGCUUUGGUUCGUGGGUUCCUCGCAAGACAGCGGGCCCAGGAGAUCCGCCGGACCAAGGCUGCGACCGAUAUCCAGAGGGUCUGGCGUGGUUCCAAGGACCGCAAAUGGUACAACCAGGUCCGGAAGAACUUUAUCAUGUUCGAAGCUGUUGCAAAGGGUUUCCUCUGCCGUCGCAACAUCAUGGACUCCAUCAAUGGCAAUGCUGCUAAGGUGAUCCAGCGUUCUUUCCGCUCUUGGCGCCAAUUGCGGGCGUGGCGAGAGUACCGCCAGAAGGUUGUUGUUGCCCAGUCCCUUUGGCGAGGUAAACAGGCCAGAAAGGAUUACAAGAAGAUGCGUGAAGAUACACGCGAUCUCAAGCUGAUCACCGUCAACCUGGGUGAACAAGUCAGAAAGUUGCUUUCAAGCAACACAGACCUGAAGGAGCAGAAAGACUUGUUGAGCGCACAAAAUGACUCGCUGGUCUCGAAGCUACAGAUCCGUGAUAAGCAAUUGAAUGAAUUCCGAUCAGCAAGUAAAUCAGGCGAGGCUGACAAGAAGACCCUCCUGUCAGAGAAGAACCAGGCUGAUCACAACAUUGUUCGGUUGGAAACGGAAAUCGCUAAGUUGCAGACCACCCACGCCGAGAACCUGGACAACAUCAAGCGCCUCGAAGUGGAGUGGGAGAAAACCAGCACCGCCCUUCGCGCAGCUGAGGAGCAGCUGGACAGCCUCAAGCUAGUCAAUGCGGAACACGAGGAGGAGAAAACUGGUCUCCGUGUCCGUGUUUCCCAGCUCGAAGAGGAGUUGGAUGUUGCCAAGCGAACGAUGCCUGUCAAUGGCGUCAACGGCGAUGCGGCACAUGGCACUGCUGUCCCUCCUCCUGCCGCCGGUUUGAUCAACCUUGUAUCAUCGAAGAAGCCCAAGCCGCAGAGGCGGAGCGCUGGCGCGGAGAAGGUUGGUUCGGACCGGUUCAGUGGAGCUUACAACCCGCGACCUGUCUCGAUGGCUGUCACCGGUCCUGGUGCUGCUCGCAAUGCCGCCGCCACCUCGCCUGGUCUGGACUCGGUCGAGGUAGAGCUCGAGAACUUGUUGUCCGAGGAGGAAGACCUCAACGAGGAGGUUGCAAUGGGCUUGAUCCGCAACCUCAAGAUCCCUCUCCCAAGCUCAAACCCGCCCCCGACAGAGAAGGAGGUUCUCUUCCCUGCCUACUUGAUCAACCUCGUUACCUCGGAGAUGUGGAACAACGGGUUCGUCAAGGAAUCCGAGCGCUUCUUAGCCAAUGUGAUGCAGUCCAUCCAACAGGAGGUCAUGCAACACGAAGGAGAGGAUGCGGUCAACCCCGGCGCCUUCUGGCUCUCGAACGUUCACGAGAUGCUGUCUUUCGUCUUCUUGGCCGAGGAUUGGUAUGAAGCCCAGAAGACCGACAACUAUGAGUACGAUCGUCUGCUGGAGAUCGUUAAGCACGAUCUGGAGAGCUUGGAGUUCAACAUCUAUCACACCUGGAUGAAGGUGUUGAAGAAGAAGCUGUACAAGAUGAUUGUUCCGGCCAUCAUUGAGUCGCAGUCCCUCCCUGGCUUUGUGACGAGCGAAACGAACCGUUUCCUUGGAAAAUUGCUUCCCUCCAACAGCAACCCCGCCUACAGCAUGGACAACCUCCUCAGCCUGCUGAAUGGUGUCUACCGGGCGAUGAAGGCGUUUUACCUGGAGGACACUAUCGUCACACAGACCAUGACCGAGCUAUUGCGUCUGGUUGGCGUGACCGCAUUUAACGACUUACUCAUGCGCCGCAACUUCUUGUCAUGGAAGCGUGGCUUGCAAAUCAACUACAACAUCACCCGAAUUGAGGAGUGGUGCAAGAGCCAUGACAUGCCCUUGGGAACGCUGCAGCUAGAGCACUUGAUGCAAGCAACGAAGCUUCUUCAGCUGAAGAAAGCUACCUUGAAUGAUAUUGAGAUCAUUCAAGAUAUCUGCUGGAUGCUGUCGCCCAACCAAAUCCAGAAGCUCCUGAACCAGUACCUCGUCGCAGACUACGAACAGCCCAUCAACGGCGAGAUCAUGAAGGCCGUCGCCUCCCGCGUCACAGAGAAGAGUGAUGUGCUCCUCUUGACUCCGGUCGAUAUGGAGGAUAGCGGUCCUUACGAGAUCGCCGAGCCCAGAGUCAUCACGGCUCUGGAGACUUACACACCAUCCUGGCUCCAAACCCCGCGAUUGAAGCGAUUGGCCGAGAUUGUCUCGGCCCAAGCUAUGGCGCAACAGGAGAAACUGGAGAUAGAGAACGGGGUGUUGGAGGAGUGA
Molecule: messenger RNA, 4719 nt
Organism: Penicillium cosmopolitanum
Lineage: Eukaryota; Fungi; Ascomycota; Eurotiomycetes; Eurotiales; Aspergillaceae
Product: type V myosin
Exons: 7
Coding region: 1-4719 (1572 amino acids)
Biological process (GO): vesicle transport along actin filament; actin filament organization
Cellular component (GO): vesicle; cytoplasm; myosin complex
Molecular function (GO): ATP binding; microfilament motor activity; actin filament binding
Source: RefSeq, a predicted model, not a curated record